Messenger RNA from Linum trigynum, 3566 nucleotides. NCBI's taxonomy places the organism in Eukaryota, Viridiplantae, Streptophyta, Magnoliopsida, Malpighiales, Linaceae. The record is from the annotation of a GenBank genome assembly.
CCCGACCCGCGACCCGUGAUCAAUUACCCGACCUGGACCCGACCUGCCACGGGGCGGGUCUGAGUACCAAGAAACCCGCCCCGGACCUGCCUCAUUGCCAUUCCUAGUCCUUCGGAUGGGAGAUAUCUAGUUUGGGGGAAGACAAUGCAAUUUGGUUGAGACUUGAGACAUUCGGUCAUAAGUUGUUUAACAUAUUUUAAUUUUGUAUGAUCUCAAUUCACGCUAUGUUUUCUUUCCCUUAAUUUAUUUAUGCGGUAAAACUAAUGAACAUCAAACUAGCCAAGCCAGAAUACUUCAUCCAUAUAUCAUGUCCAACUGUUAAAAAUCGUUUGUUCUAUCGAUAAUCGUCCAAACAAAUAGACUAACUCACUAUUAUAACUGGCUUGAUGAUUAUAUCGAUCUGAUAGCUAAUUAUGUAUAGUCUUACAACAUCGGUAUUUUACCGUAAUAUUUUUUAAGAAGACGUGAGGAAAAAAAAUAUCUCAACUUAAAUUAUUAAAUACACCCAAUUGCAUACUCACAUAUUAUUAAAAUUACUUUAAAAAAAAUGGUUGGUACUUGACUACUUAUAUAUAUAAAAAAAAAGCUGAUAUUUACUAUGCCAACAUCUCUUGCCACCAUGGUCCAUUAAACCGUACCGUACCGGCGGUUCAACCACAAAAUACCAGUACCGGAGGCUAAAUCGAUAGACGGUAUUUAACGAUACUAACGGUUGAACUACGCUUAAACCACGAUUUUGCCAUAAAAUACCCUACCGCUUACUUUUCCGGUACAGUUUCAUGGACCAUGCUUCGCACUAGGGUAAUCAAAAUCGUUUUUCUUCUUCUCUCUCCCAAGUAUUCUCCCUCUCAAAUAUUUUGUGAUUAUUUUCACUGGGCUACUUCUCUCUUUAUGUUUCAUGUGAAAAGAAAUAUUAUUCUAAUAAGUCGAAAAAUAUACAUUGGGAGUAUCUAAUAAUUCCUCGCGGAGCUUUACUCGGAAAAUUUUACAUCAGUUACCGGAGAUAGAGCUAGACAAUAAAAAAUAAUAAAAAUAAUAAAAAAAGACGAAAUACCAUUUCUCCCUUUUUAUAUAACAGAUCGCUUGCCCCAUGCUUGCUAAAUCACUCACUAAAAAUUUCCUUAUUAAGGAUUAAUCACAGGCAAUCCGUUCCAUCGAUCUCUUCGAGCUUUUGCAAUAGUCAGCUGCUAAAAUGGGUACUCAGCCCGAAUCUCCAUUGUUGCCCCAACACCAUCAGAAGAAAUCCAAGUACGCCGACGCCGCCAUCGUCUUUCCCACGGCCACGAAUCCUCCUACGCCGCCAGCCGCCUCCGAUGAGCUUAACGAUAAGAAACCACAAUCCAAACUUACUGAAUGCUUAACUGUCUGUUGCUUUGCCGCCAUUUUAUUCUUCUUGUUUGGCGGUGUUAUAACAACCGCUUUCAUGACAUACGGCCAGUUGGCACCCUACUCCCCCUCGGCCGACGUCGUUUCAGCCUUUGUGUCAGUCAACAACGACACUAAUGGGCCCAAGACGGGCCGGCUAACUGCCAAUUGGGCCUUCACUCUCAAUCUCCGGAACGCGCUCUUUUGCGAUUCCUGUCAGGGCGUGUAUCCGUACCAAGUCGAGGCUUCCGUUUAUUAUCAUGGCGGCGAGGACGGUGGCGGGCAUAUGCUCGCAUCGACUCAUCAGUUCUCCGGGUUAACCGUCGACCCGAGCCGGGACGAUCCGACCUUUUUAAUUGAAUUGGGAGCGGAAGAAGCGGACGUCGGGGAGAGCGUGGUUGCGGCGAUUUUCAAGGAUGUAGCCGAAUUGGAGCAGAAUCGGUUGCGGUUCAGAGCUGUGGUUCUGGUGUGGGUGCGGGUCAAACCGAGCAACUUACGUAGCCGGUAUUAUUUGGCGCGGAUUAGUUGCGAUCCGUUUUGGACCGGAUCUGCCGGUAUCGCGGGCAAGUCUCUCGAAGAUAGCAAGAAAUGUCAAGUUCACGUGACUCGACAAAGCAAACCAAGCACGCUGGAUGAAGAUCGGACAAGACUGAGCACCACAUAAUAAAUAAACUAAAGUGAAGCUUUCAGUCGUGCAAGUAUUAGUUUUGAUUCACGAUCUUUUUUAAGGAUAGAGCUUUAUGGGAGAUUAAUUUUGAUUUUAGAUUUGAUGCUAUUGUAUGGUUUUUAGACGGAUCAGUAACUAUUAUGAGAUUGAAAGGUUUGUAUUUGACAUAUAUCUAUUAUGUCUGUUGAUUUCGAGCAGUGCUGGAUCCGGGAAUUACAUCAAGGGUAUUCAACGAUGAAAUAGAUCACCAAGGAUUGUCAAAUAGUCUUGAGUUCAAAUACUACGUACCAUCGCAAAAAUAAAACUUUACAAAGGAAUUUUGUAAAAAAAUGGAAACAAGGUUUGUCAAUUGACCAACCUUGGUUAACCUAUAGGUCCGCCACUGAUUUCGAGAAUGUUUUUUUUUUAAUUUUCAUUUAUGGGAUGAACCUUUCGUGAGUAGGACCUCGUGCGGUGUUAGAAAACAUGACAAUUAUGUAUUUUUGGAUGAUUUUUCACUCAGUCCCAAAGGUUUUUGACAACCCAUUACAGUCAUUAUAAACCAAAAACUGAACCCUAGUGAUUAAAAAAAAAAAUAUUGAAUCCUAUUGUUACAUGAAUAUUUACACCCUCGCUCACAAAAUCCGUGAUGUUUUGUAAGGUUUUGCUCUGUCAAGUUUACUUUGUGUCUUUGUCAAACCAAAUAAACAACCUCUUUGAAAGUCGUCUAGCCGUGAUAAAACCAAAAGAGCUAGAUUCUACUCAUUCAUCAAAAUAUUUAUUGGUGUGCAACUGUGCAUAAAACACUUUUUUUUUAACAAUAGAUAGCUUGUAUUACCAAAACCAAAGGAUAGCACUGUUUACAUCACAAGAAAAACCAACGUUCAAAAUCAAAACUUUCCACACUCGCAGGCAAACAAAGAAAGGGUCUUCCUGGCCACCUCAUAAGCCACCCGAUUGUUACUCCUGCCAACAAAAGCUAUGUCAAAACUUUGAAAGCACCGCCGAAUCCCACCAGUCUCCUCCAAGAUCCGACCACCUCGCAAAUCCCUAGUAUCCGCCCUCUGAAUCUUCUCAAUGACAACCCACUACAAGAAAAAAGAGUUUCGGCUACCAUUUUCUUGGCAACCAUAGAAAAAUGGUUGCAUAUAACCAGGUUUCAGCAACCAUUCUUAAAAUGGUUGUUGAUAGCCAACUCUAAUGCUACCAUUAGGGAAAUAGUCGAUGAUAGGUCAAAACUUCAGCAACCAUUCGUAAAAUGGUUGGCGAUACACGACUCUCUAGCAACCAUGAGGUAUAAGGUUGCUAGUAAGCCAAUACUUAACCAACCAUUUAGAAAAUGGUUGCUGAUACCUAAUUCUAAUGCAACAAUUACUAAAAUGGUCGUUGAUAGAUCAAAACUUCAGCAACUAUUCGUAAAAUGGUUGUCGAUACACAACUCUCUAGCAACCAUGAGGUAAAUGGUCGACGGUAAACCAAUACUUCAUCAACCAUUCAUAAAAUGGUCGCUGAUACCCAACUCUAAUGCAACCAUUAGUAAAAUGGUCACUGAUAU